ACCUUCGCCGGAGGAGCUCAGUAUUGUACUAGGACUGGCCUGGUUCAGCCGCUGUGUCAACAUGGCUGUGUUAUCAGUCCUUCAUCUCGCCCUUGUUAUCGUCGUCUUCAUUCAUACUGUAGACAGUACCACUACCUGUGGAUAUCAGAGCUGUAAUGCAGUGAAGGAAGGGAUGAUCAACGUCCAUUUGGUACCUCACACACAUGAUGACGUAGGCUGGCUAAAGACAGUCGACCAGUACUUCUACGGAGACAAAUCUGAUAUUCAGCGGGCCGGAGUUCAAUACAUUUUAGACGGGGUGAUACAAGAACUUCUCAAUGAUCCCAAUAAAAGGUUUAUCUACGUAGAGGUGGCCUUCUUCGCGAGGUGGUGGCGACAGCAGAGCGACAGCAUGCGUCAUAUCGUCAAAGGACUUGUUAACCAGGGGCGACUAGAAUUCAUCCUUGGUGGUUGGAGUAUGAAUGACGAGGCCUCCACUCAUUACAACGCCAUCAUAGACCAACACACUCUCGGCUUUGAGUUCCUCAGACAGAAUUUCGGAGAUUGUGGUAGACCCCGAGUCGCCUGGCAAAUAGACCCAUUCGGUCAUUCACGGGAACAGGCCUCUCUUUUUGCUCAGAUGGGAUUUGAUGGACUAUUCUUUGGCCGCCUCGACUAUCAGGACAAGGACGAGAGAAUAAAAUCUAAGAGCAUGGAAAUGUUAUGGAGAGGCAGCCCAUCCAAUCUAAAAAAGACUGCGGACCUGUUCACGGGUGUCCUGUAUAACAAUUACGGGCCUCCCAAAGGUUUCUGCUUCGAUCUUCUGUGUGCCGAUGAUCCCAUGAUGGAUGAUGACCGCUUGAAUGAUUACAAUGUACCACAAAAGGUAGAAAUGUUCGUGAACGCCUCAAAGGAGUGGGCAAGUGCGUACGCCACGAAGCAUAUACUCAUGACUAUGGGGAGUGAUUUCAACUAUCAGAACGCUAAUGCCUGGUUCAAGAAUCUUGACAAGCUGAUGAAACACGUGAACAAACAGUCUAACAGUACAACUGUUAACGUGCUGUACUCCACUCCAUCAUGUUACCUGUCCAGCCUCAAUAAGGAAGCCGUUCGUUGGCCAACAAAAGAGGAUGACUUCUUUCCGUACGCUCAUCGAGAGCACAGUUUCUGGACAGGCUACUUCUCCAGUCGCCCAGCGCUGAAAGACUACGUCAGACGUACUAACAACUUCUUACAGGUGUGUAAACAGAUGGACGCUUCUGCUGCUCUUCACGACACCGACAACAGCACGCACGAAAUACAGGUUCUCAGGGAGGCGAUGGGUGUUGCCCAACAUCAUGAUGCUGUUUCUGGGACUGAGAAACAACCGGUUGCCUAUGACUACGCACUGAGAUUAGCGCGUGGCGUGGCAGCGUGUCAGAAAGUUGUCAACGAUGCCUACGGUAAACUUCUCCCACUGAAUGCAUCAUACACACCCCCAGGACAACAGUUCUGUAACAUCCUCAACAUCAGUGUCUGUGGUCUGACGGAAAACUACAAACAGUUCACACUGACAGCCUACAAUCCAUUAGGACAGGAUGUUACAUCGUGGGUUCGGAUACCAGUGGUCGGUAAAGUCUAUCAGGUGAAGGGACCUGAUAACACAAAUGUCCCGUCACAGGUGAUACCUGUGACUAAGGACACGAAACGAAUUCCAGAAAGGCAAGGAUCCAUCGCCCAUUAUGAACUGAUUUUCAAAACAAGUGUCCCUGCUCUUGGAUUCAGUGUAUAUUUCAUCUCGAAAAGUAACAAGGCCCGAGUCAAGCUUGCACAAAGUACAAGUAAAAAGUUGGUGAAAAAUAAUGAAGGAACAGACACAGUAUUAAAAAAUGAGCACGUGAGUUUGACAUUCGAUGGCACUUCUGGUCGUCUGAAGACGAUGCGAAAUCUAAACAGUGAUAUCGAGGUUGGCCUGCAGCAGGGCUUCUACUACUACACAGGUCAUACGGGCAACAACACCCAGGGCGUCCUACAGGCAUCCGGCGCAUACGUCUUCAGGCCAAACACUACAAAAUCAUUUAAAGCCAAACAGAUAGAGAAGUCCUACGUCAGAGAGGGAAGGAUUGUUCAGGAGGUACACCAAACAUUCUCCCCCUGGGUGACACAAGUUAUCCGUCUAUAUGAAGGCGAGAUGCAUGCCGAGUUUGAGUGGACCGUCGGACCCAUUCCUGUAUCGGACGGGAGCGGAAAGGAAGUGAUGUCUCAGUUCCUUACAACGCUUGAUUCAAAAGGAACAUUUUACACUGAUGCUAAUGGACGGGAAAUUCUAAAACGACAACGGAAUCGGCGAGCUACAUGGGACUUUUCCCAAACUGAACCCAUUGCAGGCAACUUCUAUCCUGUCAACAGCCGUAUUUUCAUCAGGGACGAGGAUUUGGGAGUACAACUGACAGUACUGACCGAUAGGAGUCAGGGAGGCAGUAGUAUCAUAGACGGCGGUAUCCAACUUAUGGUCCACCGCAGACUGCUCCAUGACGAUGGACUUGGUGUCGGGGAACCCCUUAAUGAGACUGGUCUAGAUCACAAAGGGCUCGUCGUCAGAGGUAAGCACUAUGUCUUCCUGGGAGGAAUCGGGGAGUCGGCUGCCUUUCAUCGCAAGAUGGCCCUGAAGCUGUAUAUGGCUCCUUCACUGUCGUUCAUGCCAAAUGUUAUGAAGUAUGCCAAAUGGACUAAGCAGUUCCAAACAAAGUGGUCAGGCAUGAACUCCAAUUUACCCGACAACGUGCACCUGUUGACAAUGGAACAGUGGGGAGGACCAGGCGUUGUUCCAUCCUCGUCACAACCCUAUAUUAUACGACUGGAGCAUAUAUUUGAGACCGGCGAACAUUCGACAUUGUCCAAGGACGCAACUGUGAAUCUUCAGGGCCUGUUUGCUACGUUCGAUGUAAGUUCUGUGACAGAACUUACCCUGGGAGCUAAUAUGGUUCUGUCGGAUCUUCAUAGACUUCAGUGGAACACGACUGAUAUCAACGACGACAGCACGCACGAGGUUCCAGUGGUGUCUAAAAUCCGAAACGGUAGCGUCGUUGUUGAACUAAAACCAAUGCAGAUCCGAACCUACCAAGUCCAGCUGAAGGACCGCAAAUGAUGUCAUUGGGGCGUCAGGUUUCAGCAAAGUGUGGCAGGAAACGUUGGGUAUACGUUCUAUGUCUAUUGCUAACCUGUUUUUAUAUAUGAAGAUAUUAUUAAAAUGCAUAUGACAUUAUUAGUCCGGCUUUCCUUCAAUGUUUUAUUGAAAAUAAAAGCGAAACAUGUACUAAUUUUCCCAA
Messenger RNA from Pecten maximus, 3287 nucleotides. Its product is annotated as lysosomal alpha-mannosidase-like. Gene Ontology annotation, cellular component: lysosome. Bases 62 to 3106 code for a protein of 1014 amino acids. The record is from RefSeq and is a predicted model, not a curated record. Lineage: Eukaryota; Metazoa; Mollusca; Bivalvia; Pectinida; Pectinidae. Gene Ontology annotation, molecular function: alpha-mannosidase activity; carbohydrate binding. Gene Ontology annotation, biological process: mannose metabolic process. The transcript is spliced from 26 exons.